GACUUGUUGACGGUUGGUUCUCUUCGGUUUUCCGGGCCUGCGUCGAUUUCCAGAGUUUUUGGCGCGAGUGCGAGAAAAUUCGAAAAUUGCCCGUUUGCGUGAGUGCCCCUAAAAAAAAUGCUGGACUCACAGGACCGAAGAGGGCUGUGCCCCUAGAAGGAUACAAAUAAAUAUAUAUUUAUCAGUAUAGCCAUUAAAACCAAAAAAAUUAAAUGAUUGCAAAAUAAUUGAGGGAUAGAGAAAAGUCGCGGAGAUGCCGAUCAAAAAGGUGGCGGUGAAGGAGUACGAUUCGCAGGAUGAGGCCAGCACCGAGUUGCUGGAGAAGCUGAAGCACCUGGACCGCCGUGUGGACGCCGCCGAGGGCGGGGGCGUGGCCAAGGGGGCGGCCGGCGGUAGGAGGAGCACCGCCUGCUGGCAGUCGGUGAAGUGGAAGUCGGCCCUCAAUCACAUAGGACUGCUCGUCUCGCUGUCCAUCUACUGCGGCGUGGGCGGAUUGAUAUUUAGGCAUUUAGAACGCCCUGCGGAGGUGGAACGCUUAUCUCAUCUCAAGGAGGUGGUGAAAACCCACAGGGAAAAAUUCAUGCACACCAUAUUGAACAACACCGAGGUUCGCAAUCUCGACCAGCUCUUGGCCUUUGAGUUGGCCAAAUAUGAAGCGGCCGUUCAACAGGCGGCUGAGGGGGGGCUGCUAAUUGUGGCCGAUAAAGACUUUCCAGAGCCCUACGAGCGAUGGAGUAUUCUGCAAGCUGUGUUCUUCUCAUCGACUGUGUUAACCACCAUAGGCUAUGGCAAUAUUGUGCCAGUGACGACUGGUGGUCGGGUAUUUUGCAUUUGUUUCGCCCUCAUCGGCAUCCCAUUCACCCUCACAGUGAUUGCCGAUUGGGGUCGAUUGUUUGCCUCAGCGGUCUCUGUUUUUGGCCAUCAUAUGCCCACCAAGCCAAAGUUCACCAACUUUAUUGGCAAGACCUGGUUCUAUGCCAUUUUGGCCGUUGGCUUUUUGGGCGUUUACUUGGCCGCUGGAGCUGGUCUUCUUCUGCUUUGGGAAGAUGAUUGGACCUUCUUCGAUGGCUUCUACUUUUGUUUCAUCACCAUGACAACCAUCGGCUUCGGUGAUUUGGUGCCAAAGAAACCCAACUACAUGUUGCUGUGCACAUUGUAUAUUCUUAUUGGCCUGGCCCUGACUUCCACUAUCAUUGAGCUUGUGAGACGACAAUAUGCAACCAGUUGGGCCAAGCUACAGGAGCUUUCGGGACCCAUGGCGGAGACAUUACGUCGAUUGGGCGAAACAGCCGGCACAGGUCUCGAUUAUUCAACCCUGCAGAAGGUCCUUACGGUUUCCAUGCCCAAAUGGAAUAGCAAGAAGAACGACCACAGUCCCGACAUUGCCGCCUUGGAGGCCAUCACAAAUGCCAUUUUGAAGGAGGUUAAGGAGGCCCAGAACAACAAGCCCAAGGUCCUGCAGAUCGUCAUCUACGAGUCCUCUGUCUAAGAUAAUGAAAAACAAAAUUAGAUAAACAAAUCAGACAGCCAGAGAGCUUCCAUCGUGAAAAGUGCUGCAUAAUUUUGGGCAACCAGCAAGAAAACAAAAAAGUAAUAUCAAGAAAAAUAUCAAACGUAGUUAGGCUGCUGAUCGUCAUCCAUGGGUUACAGUGGACACUGGCUACUGUAGCACUGCCAGACUUCCAUAAGUUAGUGUCCGUACUUAUAGCUAUUAUAUAGUCAAAUGUCUAGGCAAUAACAUUGCUCAUACGUACUGAGGCCACCACAUACAUACUCAUACCCUCACACAUGCAAAGCGCGGCAGGUGAUUUAAUAUCUAUCUUGAAUAGUCGUAGAUAAUAUUUUUUUUUCUAGGAAUUCUAACCGUAUGAGGUAGCUUAAGUUAUCGUUAAUCGUAAUUGUAACUCUUGUCCAUACCAUGCAUAAAUGUCAUCUUAACAAUA
Molecule: messenger RNA, 1943 nt
Organism: Drosophila suzukii
Lineage: Eukaryota; Metazoa; Arthropoda; Insecta; Diptera; Drosophilidae
Product: TWiK family of potassium channels protein 7
Biological process (GO): stabilization of membrane potential; potassium ion transmembrane transport
Cellular component (GO): plasma membrane
Molecular function (GO): outward rectifier potassium channel activity; potassium ion leak channel activity
Source: RefSeq, a predicted model, not a curated record